This is a messenger RNA of Tripterygium wilfordii, 1523 nucleotides long. RefSeq names its product probable xyloglucan endotransglucosylase/hydrolase protein 28. The transcript is spliced from 4 exons. NCBI's taxonomy places the organism in Eukaryota, Viridiplantae, Streptophyta, Magnoliopsida, Celastrales, Celastraceae. The record is from RefSeq and is a predicted model, not a curated record. Gene Ontology annotation, molecular function: xyloglucan:xyloglucosyl transferase activity; hydrolase activity, hydrolyzing O-glycosyl compounds. Gene Ontology annotation, cellular component: apoplast; cell wall. The coding region runs from base 208 to 1212 and encodes 334 amino acids. Gene Ontology annotation, biological process: xyloglucan metabolic process; cell wall biogenesis.
GCAAAUGACCGCCUUGCCUUUUCUCUCUUCCCUUUAAAGCCUUCGUUGGUUCCUCUGUUUUGGUCUACAGAGAGAUACCCACACAGCCACACGCUUCUCUCUCCUUCCUCAACACACUUUCUUCUUCCUUCGUAUCUAUAUAUAUAGAGUAGAAAAACACACGAAAUCGAGACCCCCAUAAGAGUUCUAGAGAAGUCAGUAUUUAGUAUGAAAAUGGUGUGCUCUUAUUUGGGUGGAUUUCUGUUUCUUUGUUCCUUGCUUGUGGCUCUUGCUUCUGGGUCUCAUGGAAAUUUGCCGAUUAUUUCAUUUGAUGAAGGGUACACCCAUCUUUUUGGGGACAAUAAUCUGGUCAUCCAUAGAGAUGGCAAGGCAGUCCAUUUGAGUCUUGAUGAAAGGACAGGGUCUGGAUUUGUAUCUCAUGAUCUUUACCUUCAUGGGUUCUUCAGUGCUAAAAUCAAGCUGCCUUCAGAUUACACUGCCGGAGUUGUUGUUGCGUUUUAUAUGUCUAACGGUGACAUAUUUGAGAGGAACCAUGAUGAGAUUGACUUCGAGUUCUUGGGCAACAUAAGAGGCAAAGAUUGGAGGAUACAGACUAAUAUUUAUGGCAACGGAAGCACCAACGUUGGGAGAGAAGAGAGAUACAAUCUCUGGUUCGACCCUUCUGAUGAUUUCCACCAGUACAGUAUUCUAUGGACUGAAUCCCAGAUUAUAUUUUAUGUGGACAAUAUUCCCAUUAGAGAGUUUAAGAGAAAUGCAUCCAUGGGAGGAGAUUUCCCCUCGAAGCCAAUGUCUUUGUAUGCCACAAUAUGGGAUGGAUCUAAUUGGGCUACUAAUGGAGGUAAAUACAGAGUUAAUUACAAAUAUGCUCCGUAUGUCACUGAAUUCUCCGAGUUUGUGCUACAUGGCUGUGCGGUUGAUCCUGUUGAACAGUAUGCAAAAUGUGAUAAUACUCAUGGUUCCCAAGCAAUUCCCACUGGUGUCACACCUUCGCAGAGAACUAAAAUGGAUAGCAUUAGGAGGAAGCACAUGACCUAUUCCUACUGCUAUGACCUAACUCGAUACAAAGUUCCUCCCAUGGAAUGUGUGAUUAAUCCCCAAGAAGCCGAGAGACUCAAAGCCUUCGAUCCUGUUACAUUUGGAGGAGGCCGACGCCGCCAUGGGAAACGACACCACCGAAGCCACUCGAGCAGUGGUCAGACCAUUUCGAUAUAGAGACGGUGAACUAUUUAUUAUGUGAUAUGGGGGUUACUGUGACAUUAUGCUCAUUCGGGUUUGAUGUGGUUGGGGUCAGUUCUUCUUGUGUAUAGAGAGGAAGGACAGUGAUUUUUAUUGAGAGAGGGUGAUAUAGCUUACAAAAUAUGAUUUAUGGUGGUUGGGUAUGUGUAUAGUUCAUGCCUUGUAUUUUCCCACUUAUGUUUGUCUCUCUGUCUUUACAAAUUGAAUUUGUACCUUCUUGGAUACACCCUCAUAAUAUGUAUUGAAUAAAUUUAUUUUGAUAUAUUGAGUUGAGUUCAUAUGAGUUA